This is a messenger RNA of Didymella exigua CBS 183.55, 1420 nucleotides long. RefSeq names its product ankyrin. The transcript has 4 exons. The coding region runs from base 1 to 1224 and encodes 407 amino acids. Gene Ontology annotation, molecular function: protein binding. Gene Ontology annotation, cellular component: cytoplasm; nucleus. Lineage: Eukaryota; Fungi; Ascomycota; Dothideomycetes; Pleosporales; Didymellaceae. The record is from RefSeq and is a predicted model, not a curated record.
AUGGUACUGCAGAGUCUUGAAAACCUCGCACUCCGUUCUGCAGACACUAUAGUGCACAGUCUCGCGGUCCCUUUAGUGGAUGCAGCGCUUAGUAUGUCCCAGUCAUGCAUACAAUAUCUUCUCAUGGAGGAGUUUAAGACGGAUUUGUUUGUAUUGGAAGGGACGAGUAUCAAGAAAUACAGGUUUUUUGAUUACUCUGCUACUUACUGGGCAGAGCAUUACUCGCUUUGUGAAGAUGCCGCCCCAAAGUCUACGCGAGAGGCCGUCUGCCAACUGACAGCGAAUUCCAGCUGCACCUUGACCAAUUGGUUGAAAUUCUAUUGGAUCAAAAACAACAUCGAGUAUUCAUUCCCGGAUACCUUUGAGACGAUUGAAGUAGCCGCAUUCUUCAAUUUGGUCAUGCUGCUUGCCGAGGUUAUAGAAGACAUAGAUUCCAGAAACGAGACAACAAGAUCCUCUACAGGUUGUAUCAGGUUGCUGCUUCAGCACGGCACAAACCCGAACAGCAUCAGCAUUGAUCGACAAACACCGUUGACAGUAGCUGCGCAGUAUGGGCAUUUGGAUGCUGUUCAAAUGCUUCUCGAUGAACCAAGUACAGAAAUUGCUUUAAGAGGUAAGUCUGGAAGAUCAGCACUCUUGUUUGCAGCGGCGAACGGACACUUGGAGAUCGUUGAUGUUCUGGUGGAAAGAGGAGCGUUCAGUCCGGAUGAUCAAGAUAAUGUGCACUGGACCCCUCUCUUCUGGGCCGUGCAAGGAGACUAUGCAGGCAUUGUGCAAUCACUCUUAAAACAGGCGUCGGUCGAUGUCAAUCGAACCGAUAAGUCUGGACGCUCAAUACUAUCCUGGGCUGCAGGGGAGGGCGCCCAGCGAGCUUUGAAGGUCCUGCUCAAACACCCUUCUGUUGACCUCAACCUCAAAGACGCUCAGGGUCGCUCUCCGCUGUCGUGGGCUGCGGGUAAUGGUCAAAGAGAAGUGGUCAGUACUCUGAUGCAUAGAGCGGGUGUUGACAAGAGCACCAAAGAUAAAGACUUGCGCAAUGCAAUCUCCUGGGCUUGUCAAGGCGGACAUACGGACACGCUGCGCACAUUACUCAAGUACAGUUGUAGUGGCGUGGACGAUGUGGAUAUCGAUGUCUGGACGCCGUUACUGUGGUCACUCUUCAUCCGGUCCCCUGCGACGGUGGAAGCACUUCUCUCCACUCGUCGUGUGCAAAUCGACCGCUAGGAUGGUUACGGCCGUACGGCAUUAAUAUGGGCUGCGAGCUACGGAUAUCUCGACGUGGUACAGCUUCUAGUAUCGUGGAAUGCGAAUGUGCACAUCAAGAACAACGGCGGACAUACUGCGGCGGAUGUCGCGAGACUGGAAGGGCAAAUUGAGGUAUGGGAGUUUCUAGAGACUCCGCAAAACAAGGCAGUAGAAA